Messenger RNA from Amphibalanus amphitrite, 870 nucleotides. Its product is annotated as ly6/PLAUR domain-containing protein 6B-like. The transcript has 4 exons. The record is from RefSeq and is a predicted model, not a curated record. Gene Ontology annotation, molecular function: acetylcholine receptor regulator activity. The coding region runs from base 321 to 833 and encodes 170 amino acids. NCBI's taxonomy places the organism in Eukaryota, Metazoa, Arthropoda, Thecostraca, Balanomorpha, Balanidae.
GUCAUCCUGAAGCUGGAUGUAGAAGAAGAGAAGCAACUUGACUUCACUAGUCAUGUAAAUAUAACAACCAGUGAUCCCUCCAUCAGACAUCUGGCAGCCUGUGAAAACUCGGCCGAGCUUAAAACCCUCUGUCCAGAAGAAUAAGCAAAGCAUAAAUCAAUAUAAGACAGCCCGUGACAAGUGAAUAGAAGAAUUACCUAUAGCCCGUGACAAGUGGAAUUGUGAUCCAAUGACGACUAAAUCUGCGAGACCUGGAUAAGCAGACGGGACUGGCCCGACGUCUUUAUUGUGGUGAUACGAAGACAGGCUGGCGAUGCGCCAUGCGACUGCUGCUGCUGAUUCUCCUGGGAAGAAUUCGACUUGGACUCUCAGGCGGUGACAGCGACACGACCCAUGUCCCAGUGAACCCGCUAUCGUGCUAUUUUUGUGAGAACGUGCAGAAUAACUACAUCUGCAACCGGUUCGCCAUCGACAUGCCUUGUCCGCCAGGUACCGAGUUCUGCCGGACGCUGCACAUCAUGGACAGUGUUGGUGACAGCGUGGUGGUCAACAAGCACUGCGCCUUCGCCGACCAGUGCCGGCCCGACCUGGUGGGAUGCCUCGAGCAGGACAGACAGAGCACAUGUGUCUCCUGCUGCCAAGCGCCCUACUGCAAUGAGUCGGUGCCAACCAAUCACAGUAACGCGAUAAUCGAGCCGGGCCCGACGGCGCCGACCCGAGCUGUGACCUCAGCUGGGUCAAGGUCACAGCGACUCCUCGGAGCAGUCGUUCGGUCGUCGGCCGCGCUCAAUGCGGUGCUAUCGCUAGUGCUGCUUGUCUUUGAUUCCGGCUGAGGCGCUUUCUAUGGGUUAUAGCUAAAUAUGUGAUCAA